Molecule: messenger RNA, 309 nt
Organism: Gongylonema pulchrum
Lineage: Eukaryota; Metazoa; Nematoda; Chromadorea; Rhabditida; Gongylonematidae
Source: the annotation of a GenBank genome assembly
GACGAUGCAUUUUUCAUUGGUGGCGUCGAUUUUCCAAUUCCCAUUGGCGCUAACGGUGCCGGUGUGCGAUUUCCGCUCUCCGGUGCUUUCGAGUAUGGAACAUCGCCAUUUGCAUAUGCACACGGCGAUGCAUUCAAUCCCUGACGGCUUUGCGGCACCAACGAUGAACGACUAGAACGAUCAGAGAUUUAUUGUGGCCGAGGCCCACCCAGCUUCAAUGGACGUAACAAAUUGCUAUGCAACAACAGAUCAGCUGCAGUGCUUUGGCAUGGCCUGGUGCUCGGAGGAAAGCGUAGUCGGGAAGCCUGA